This is a messenger RNA of Penicillium subrubescens, 1449 nucleotides long. Its product is annotated as major facilitator superfamily domain-containing protein. Gene Ontology annotation, molecular function: transmembrane transporter activity. Bases 1 to 1449 code for a protein of 482 amino acids. Gene Ontology annotation, biological process: transmembrane transport. NCBI's taxonomy places the organism in Eukaryota, Fungi, Ascomycota, Eurotiomycetes, Eurotiales, Aspergillaceae. The record is from RefSeq and is a predicted model, not a curated record. The transcript has 10 exons.
AUGUCGGACAUGAAAUCCAAAGAUCUUCCUCCCCCCGAGGAAUCCCUUGAUCCCUUGCCAACCAAUGUCACAGAUAUCGCCCACGGGGUCAACAUGGAGCAUUAUCGGGCAACUGUUCCCUUGUGGAAACGGGUGUGGCAGCACAGCUUGACACAGAUGAUGCUUCUGAGCAUUCAGGCCUUUUGUGGCCCUGCCAUGUCCGACGCAAUCACUGGUCUUGGUGGUGGUGGCCUGGCAACACCUCAAGUAUCAAAUACCACCAACGCCAUCACGUACGCAAUGCUGGCUAUCUUUUGCUUCUUUGGCGGUCCUAUCGUGAACAAGAUUGGUGUUAAGUGGGCGCUUGUCAUCGGUGCGGCCACAUUCCCAAUCCAGGGCUCAGCAUACUAUUGCAACAGCAAAUUCGGAAACCAAUGGUACCUCAUUUUUAGUGGUGCCAUCAGUGGCAUUGGAACAGCCUGCUGGUAUGUGGCCGAGGCGGGAGCCAUUAUGACUCUGGCGCCGUCAGGUGCUCGUGGAAAAUAUCUGGCCCUCUGGAUCGUGUCACGAAAUCUCGGGCAGUUGGUUGGCGGAGCUAUCAAUCUAUCGAAAAACCACGUUAAAGGGGCCGACGGCGGAGUGACUCCGGAUACCUACAUCGCCUUUGUCAUCAUUGAGUGUAUCGCGCUGCCAUUUGCUCUGCUGAUCACCCCCUUCGAGCGGGUCGUUCGCUCAGAUGGCACGAGAAUUGUCACCGCUGAGACCCUUUCUACCAAGAUGGAACUUAAGCGCAUCGCUAAGACCAUGACUUCAAAACUGGUCAUGCUUUCGGCACUGUGGGCACUAUGGUCGUUCUUUUAUGGCGGGACCUGGUCGACCUACUUAGGAACAUACUUCUCCGUUCGCGCGCGCGCCCUUUCUUCACUGAUCUCGCCAUUUUUCUGCAUCGUCGGCUGCUUUGGUCUUGGUUACGUCCUCGACAUGAAGCACCUCAGCCAGCGUCGUCGUGCCCAGCUUGGCCUGUACACCGUCGUGAUCCUCAAUGUUGGCGUUUACAUCUGGUCGAUUAUUAUGCAGACCAAGUUCGACCGCCAUAACCCCGGCCACAUUGAUUGGGAAGACGGACUUUACCCAUCAUCUUUCCUGCCAUACUUCUUCGUGCAGACAACAGGCCCAUUGUCUCAGUCAUACAUGUACUGGCUUAUCUCAUCAUUUGCAACGGAUGCCCAGGAAAAUGUGCGAAAUGGCGCCGCCUUCAGAUCUAUCGAGGCAGUUGGUCAGGCCAUUGCCUACGGCAUGAAUACCCAGACCACUAGUAACCCUCUGGUCGGCUUCUGUGUGACCUUUGGUUUACUUGCUGCAGCCCUGGGCCCAAUGAUAAUGCUUGUGAACACGACCCCUGAUCGAAUUCCUGCUGAUGUCAUCGCGGAGCAACAAGAUGCGGUUCGAGAGAAGAUUGAGCAUGUAUGA